Messenger RNA from Sodiomyces alkalinus F11, 342 nucleotides. Its product is annotated as cyclin-dependent kinases regulatory subunit. Gene Ontology annotation, cellular component: cyclin-dependent protein kinase holoenzyme complex; SCF ubiquitin ligase complex. The transcript has 3 exons. The record is from RefSeq and is a predicted model, not a curated record. NCBI's taxonomy places the organism in Eukaryota, Fungi, Ascomycota, Sordariomycetes, Glomerellales, Plectosphaerellaceae. Bases 1 to 342 code for a protein of 113 amino acids. Gene Ontology annotation, biological process: regulation of mitotic cell cycle. Gene Ontology annotation, molecular function: cyclin-dependent protein serine/threonine kinase activator activity; histone binding; ubiquitin binding.
AUGAGCCGUCGGAAUCCCGUUCCGAGGCCUCUCUCAGAUGACGAGCGAGCCGCCGUGGACGAAUACGUCGACUCGAUUCACUAUUCGGCACGCUACUCGGACAGCGAGUUUGAGUACCGACACGUCCAACUGCCCAAGGCCAUGCUCAAAGCUAUCCCUAAAGCCUACAAGGACACCACUCACGGAACCCUGAAGCUUCUCUGGGAAGAGGAAUGGCGUGCGCUAGGAAUCACUCAGAGUCUCGGUUGGGAACACUAUGAGGUACACGAGCCGGAGCCACACAUCUUGCUCUUCAAGUAUGAGACGCCUUGUCCCACGAACAACUACAGAGCCAUAUACUGA